GCAGAACCCUAGUGGAGGAAACGAUUCACAGCCAGAAUUUUGGAGAUCAGAUAAUUCCACCAGAAAUUUCAGUCCUUUCUAUCUUCUUCUUCUUUUGAUUUCAUUUUUUUUUUGCCCUAAAUUAUUUUGUUCAGAAAAAUUAAAAAUAAAAAUUGAGUCUUGAACCAAAAAGCUUAGCUAGAGUUAGUGAUCAUGGCUAGUAUGGCGUCGGCUGCCUCAGGUUUCGUAUUGACUCCCAACGUCGCCACCACCACCACCACCGGCGCCGUCAAUUCCAGUCGGAACAGCGUUUCAUUUUUCUACCUAAAGAACAACGCCGCCAACAACAACACCAACAGCAGAGCCAAUUCUAGACUUGUUGUUAGAGCCGCCGAGGAAGGAGCUGCGCCGCCAGCAGCCACCAAGACAGCACCUGAAGGUGGUGAAGCCCCUAAGCCUAAGCCUCCACCGAUUGGACCCAAGAGAGGAACAAAGGUUAGGAUUCUUAGAAGGGAAUCCUACUGGUACAAGGAUGUUGGGAAUGUUGUAGCUGUUGACCAGGACCCAAAGACACGUUACCCAGUUGUGGUUCGAUUCAGCAAGGUUAACUAUGCCAGUGUAUCUACAAAUAACUAUGCAUUGGAUGAGAUUGAAGAAGUUAAAUGAUUUUAGUGUUUUUCCAAUGUAAAUUGUUAUUAUUAUCAUUAUUGUAAUUCUCACUUCUCUCUUUGCUCUAUAUUUUCUAGUCUUUUUUCUUCUUCCUCUAAGGAAUGUGUAUCAUACUGUGAUUUGUUUCUUCUUCUUCUCUUUCUCCCAAGUUAAUGAGAAUAUUUCUUACCAUCCAA
Messenger RNA from Cannabis sativa, 824 nucleotides. RefSeq names its product photosystem I reaction center subunit IV, chloroplastic. The transcript is spliced from 3 exons. Lineage: Eukaryota; Viridiplantae; Streptophyta; Magnoliopsida; Rosales; Cannabaceae. Gene Ontology annotation, cellular component: photosystem I; photosystem I reaction center. Bases 193 to 645 code for a protein of 150 amino acids. The record is from RefSeq and is a predicted model, not a curated record. Gene Ontology annotation, biological process: photosynthesis.